AUGCCCGAGCAAGGCGAGGCCCCCUAUGACCCCUACAUCCCCAGCGGCCAGGCCGCAUCGCAACAACAACAGGGUGCCGGCGGCAAUGCCCGGACGCAAGCCCUCCAGGCGCAAAUCGACGACACCGUCGGUGUGAUGCGCGACAACAUCAACAAGGUCUCCCAACGUGGCGAGCGUCUCGAUGCCCUCCAGGACAAGACGGACAACUUGGCCGUCUCCGCCCAAGGUUUCCGUCGAGGCGCCAACCGGGUCCGCAAGCAGAUGUGGUGGAAGGACGUGAAGAUGCGCAUGUGCAUCAUCAUAGGCAUCAUCGUCCUGCUUCUCAUCAUCAUCAUUCCCAGUGCUCGAAUUGCUCUUAUUAUUACGCGACUCCCUCCUUUCACCACCUUCACCACCUUCACCACCUUCACCAUCUUCACCAUCUUCACCAUCUUCACCACCUUCACCACCUUCACCACUUUCACCGCACGCAUCGAAAAGCUGCUCCGCUCCGCUCCGCGAUACCACCGCUCAUUUCCGAUCCCCGUCUUCGCCACGACGCGCACGGCCAUCGACGGGAAGCCCCUCUGA
Messenger RNA from Drechmeria coniospora, 570 nucleotides. RefSeq names its product synaptobrevin. Gene Ontology annotation, biological process: vesicle-mediated transport; vesicle fusion. Gene Ontology annotation, cellular component: SNARE complex; plasma membrane. The record is from RefSeq and is a predicted model, not a curated record. NCBI's taxonomy places the organism in Eukaryota, Fungi, Ascomycota, Sordariomycetes, Hypocreales, Ophiocordycipitaceae. Gene Ontology annotation, molecular function: syntaxin binding; SNAP receptor activity. Bases 1 to 570 code for a protein of 189 amino acids. The transcript is spliced from 3 exons.